GAGACCGAACCCUGUGCUGACCAAAAAAUUGAUACUUAUAUGUAAACAUGAUACUUAUAACCCUCCUUAAUCUUAAGAAACUGCUUGAAAACCUUUCUUUUGAAGAAGGGGUUUAGCACUUCUUUUUGGACGAUUAGGGGCCAAUCUUUUCGGACAAAUAGAUACUUCCUGUUGUACUCCACAUGGCUUAUACUUUAGGUCCUAUGUUGUUUGAAACGAUUGUUUCUUGUUUAAGCAUGUUUGUGAUUCCUGCAGCGAACAGAAGUCGAAUAAUUGCUUUUAUUUUCAUUUACAAUCGCCAGAUUUUAUAUUGGAUUAAGAAAGCAAAAUGUUUAUAAGCAAACCAAUGCUAAGAACCUCAAACAAUAAGCAUAGUGCUAAGCAUAUUUCGAGCCCUAGAGAGAAUCUUAUCCUGAAAAUUGCCCGUGAUAUGAAAAAAACUUACUUAUACAGUUCGAUCUCAUAUAGACAGGGAAUUUUCGACAACAAUCGAGCAAAGUGCCUAACCUUAGUUUUUUUACUUGAUUGGGGUACCUGAAGCCUUGGUGAACAUUUUGAGCCUUGGAUACAUUUUUGUAAAACAAUAGAAAGCACGUGAUCGAUGACGUAAUUUUCUCCGGGCAUCAAAAUUUUUACUUAUUACUUCUGUAAAAUCUUUCGCACCAUCAUGUUUGGCAUUGUAUUAGGGGCAAAAAGUUCUAAAGAAUGAACUCUAUCAGACUUGCAGAUAACGAGAUAUUGGUAUUUAAAGUUUGCAUGACAUCAUCAAAAUGGCGGAUCUGCAGUUUUCAAGCACGUGAGAUUUAAAGGCUGAUGGUCGUAAUUUAGCUUGCUUGAAAUUGAAGUUUUCUUACACAUGUGUUAUUCAGCAACUCAAGAAUGUCAUUUGAGCUGAUAUGUUUCCACGCCUUGGAAAGUAAGUAUUGAGCACAAAUGCAAGCAAAAGGAAAACGUUCUAAAAACCAUUAAUCUUCAAAAGUCUGUACUGUUAAGGAGCUUCUGUUAUAUGUUUGGCAACGUUCUCCAACUUUCGCAAUUUUAAGAGCUUUUCUGAAAUAUGAUCAGGUAAGAAAUUAUGCCAGUGUUAGAUAAUAUACAAGUAUGUACGUGAAAGAUGUUUUCAUUUUAAUGUAUCUUGUGAAAGCAGCUGCUAGAGAGUGCAAUGUUAAGCAUCAUUUACAUGCCGAGCGUGAGUUGAUACCUCUUGCACUCAAUCAUCACAAUCACGGACGAUGUUGCAGUUGUGUGGUAAGGGAAGGGAUCACUUAAUCCAACUUUCAGAACACCUUUGAAAACUGAUGAAAAGUAAAAAUCUAGUCUCUCGCGACUGUACGAAAUUGUCCAUUUUGUCAAAAAUAUUGCUGUCAUCUUGAAUGUCAUCAACCUAAAGUUCUUUUUUAUCAAUCAGAUUCGUUGCAAGGUCUUCGUCGUUAUGAUCUAUUAAGCCCCCUUCUCUAUUAAGCCCCCUCUCUAUUAAGCCCCCCUUUCUUUUAAGUCCUCCCUUAUCAAGCAAAAACUCUAAAAAAGCCCCACCCUCUCUAUCAAGCCCCCCUCUUUAGCCUUUGAUGUCAAGCAUAGAAAAAAUGGGCAUUUAGUGGGUCUCUUGAUGGGUGUGAUGAUGAUAAGAUCGUGUGAAUUAAAUUGUAGCUAUGUGAAUAAUUUUUUAAAUUAGCUUCGAUAAUGCACAAUUCAAAUAAUAUAUAUUUUUAGGCCAUUUUACUCAACUCAACCUGGCCCUAUUCGAUGAGACACCGGAUAGGAUAAGAGUAAAAAUCUGAAUGACCUUAUGCUAUCACAUCCGCCAUAGCUUCAGUCUUUUCUCUUGAACUUCCCGCCAGGGCUUCAAGUAAUAAUGCGCAAAUGCAAAGACCCAGAAGCGUAUGCUAGUGCAUGGUCUGGAGGACGGGCAUGAUUCGUCUCCCGUAUAAUUUCGUGGAUUGAAAUGUUGAAUCGAUUAUAAAUUAAGAAUAGUAUUAAUCAUAAAAUGAGCCUGUAAUAAAAAAGGUUAAGGAUCAAGCGAAGCGAGCUGAAAAACUUUUGCGACCAUGCCCUUUAGAUGAGCUAAAAAUACACUUCAGAAUAUUUUGGCAAUCAAUUUCGUGUUGGGAAUCAAAGCUGCAAAGGAGUGUUUUACUUGAAUUUUUGAAAACUAGGGGUGGGACAUGAACCCACUUUGCCCCCUGGUUCUAGGUCUUUGAAUUGAGAUCGGGCCUUUAUCUUUCUUGGAUGCCAUUAGCAGUCCGGGAAUUACACAUGUACUUGUUUUCUUGGAAGUCAUUCAGUUUUCAGACUAAGUACCUUUACCAGUGCUUUUCCAAACGGUUCGAUGCUUUGUAAAGAUUUUGAUGCUGACGAUGUAUGCUGAAUGUAAAUUGCUAAAUCCAUCGGUUUCUGUCUUCUCAACGCCAUCAAGGUCAUGAAGAUAGAGAGAGAAGCAUGGCAACUUCUGCUUUUACCAAAUCUAAGGAAAAGAUUGGUCGAGGCUGUCCCAAGAAAAGUGUUGACAUGCUCAACCUUAAGAGGAGACCUCAGCAAGACAAACGGUUUUCAUGUCAAGGUAUUGUUUGCAAAUUUUCGCAAGAAAAACACUUUGGCUUUCUGAAGCAGAUCGAAAAUGGGCUUGAGAAAGAGAACAGUAGAGACAGCAAGCAAGAUAUAUUUUUCCAUUUUGAUCGCAUAUCAUCAGGUGGCCUGCUAUUAAAAAGGAAUGAUGAAAUUAUGUAUUCUUUGUGCAAGAAAAAUAGCGACAAAGGCCCAUCAGUUUUCCGAGGGGUUUUAUCUAAAGUCGCACGGAGAAGCCCUUCUGAAAUAGCUAAAUAUAUACAGAAGGUGAAAUCUGUUUUCUCUGACGAGGAAGCUCGAUCAAAUGCUGAAUCAAGACUGACGUUCUUGACCAGCCCAGCAGCCUGGGAAUGUGUGGCUGACGAAGCUGGCUUUGACAACGUCUUAGACUUGCUGCAGGUUGUUGUUUUAUUGGAUAAAAAAGCUCGGGACUUGGGUGCACAUUUGAAGAGAGUUAUCAAUUCCAUUGCUCAUUCAAGCCUUUUGAAUGGAGAAAACAGCCCUUUGAAACCCCUUUUGCUCAGCAGUGUCAGUGAGUGUGACCUUGAAACUUUGCAGAAUUUCUUUGUGAUUAUGAUAAAGUAUGUGCCAGAAAAAACAAGAGCCGUUGUCCAUUUAACUGAGCCAUUCUCUAAAAUGGCUCAAGGCUCAAGCAUCUUGUACAAGCUUCUGCAGACAAUCUCUGCACAGGUUGACGCCCCCAUAACUGAUAUGGAAUGGAAGGAUAUUCCACUUUUCCUAACUGACGAAGAACUUGCAGAGAAGAAAGGGAAUCAUUUCCUUCAGCUACAACCAAUGAUAUGCAAAGGCAAGUACAAUAGUGCUGAUGAGUACGUAGAAAUCCUAUUCAGGCUGUUAAGAGAAGACUGUUUUAAUUCUCUAAAAGAGGGAAUACAGAAAUUGCUCGACGGGUCUCUUGACAAAAGAGAUAUGGACGUUUAUCAUGGUGUGAGGGUAGUUGGUAUUAAUGCUAGCAGUCAUAGUGGAUUUUAUCUGGCUGUAAAACUGGGGAAAUUAAGCAAGAAAAUUGAAUGGAAGAAGUCAAAAAAGCUGAUGUAUGGCAAUCUUCUUUGUCUGUCCAUGAACAACCGUUUUGAUGACGUAGUAUGGACAACUGUUGCUUCCAGGGAGCUUCUAGAAUCGCAGCAAAUUGUUUCCGUUCAGCUUUGCAGUGAAUUGAAUUGUUUCACAGAUUCUGAAGGUGUCAAGAUUUUGUCUUUAUUUCAAGGAGAGGGUGUUGCUGUUGAGUCACCCACUUACUACAGGGCCUAUGCUCCAGUUCUGAAGGCCCUACAAAAGCUGGAAACGGACCAUAUUUCCUUCAAAGAUGAGCUUGUGUACUUAAAACAACAAGGAAAACCUGAUUUUCUUAAAGAUUCUGCAAAGUUUGACCCAUGUUUGGUAUUGUCUGAAAUAGGUUAUCAAGACGAGGGAUUGCCUUUAGCACACCUUACUACGGGUAUUCUUCGUGGCAAAACGAUUUUUGAUGACAGCCAAGAAAAGGCCAUUGCCGCGAGUCUGCGUCACAGGAUAGGUAUUAUUCAGGGACCACCUGGAACAGGAAAAACCUUUAUUGGCGUCAAAUUGACUUUGUUGCUUUUGUCUCUAUCUUCAAAGCCUCGUGGCCCAAUUUUGAUGCUAACAUACAAAAAUCAUGCUUUAGAUGAAUUUUUAAAAGCAUUGAUUAAAGAAGGAUGCAAGAACGUCGUGAGAGUAGGGGGUGGAACAAAAGACCCUGAGCUCCAUGACUAUAAUUUGGCUUCAUUAGAAAAGGAAGAGCUGAAAAAUGGUGCAGUAAGUGGGCAAAUGAUGCAGCUGGGAGACGAACUGCUUGAUGCUGAAAAGGAGCUAAGGCGUGCUUUCUUAAAGCUGAAAGAAGCAAAGAAAUUUACCGUCGAUUCUUUUUUAUCCUUUGUAAAUGGAGAACAGUUGAAGAGAUUUUUGCUCAAUUACCCUCGUGCAACUGCUGGUGAGAUUUUUGUGCAGCUUCCCGGUGAAGUGAAAGGUUUAACAGGCACACAGCUCAAAUCUGCAGUGGAGUCAAGCGAAGAUUUCAAGAAAGUUGUUAGAAAGGCUUUAGAUGUAUGGACCCCACCACAAGAGAGAGUGCUUCAGUUUGCAAGAAGCGUAGAGACUGUUUUGAACUGGAUGUCGCAUGACUCUGCUCUAGAUACUGUUGAAGAUUCUGGAGAUGAUUCUGGAGAUGAUUCUGAAGAUCUGAAUGAAAGUGGAGAUGAAGAGGAUGUCACAUGUCUGCUUUCCGAACGACAAAUGGACGACGGAGAUGUAGCUCAAAAAAGUCAGUAUUCGUAUUUUGAUACAGGUACAAAGGCUAUCCAGCUAUUUGAUGGUGCGACAGAGAUACUAAAAAGCAUACCAGAAGAGCUUUCUAACAAGAUUGCUGAUAUGUGGAAAGUGAAGGAAGCAGACAGAAUUAAACUCAUUCAAAUUAUGAUUGCAAGAAAUUUUGAAAAAUGUGGCAAAGAAUUCAACGAAAAGCUGUUAGCUUAUGAACAGAAAUGCAAAGAAUAUAAUGAACUGAAGAGCCAAUAUAGAGCUAUGAUUUUGGAGAAGAAAUCGGUCGUUGCUAUGACAAUAACUGGUGCCAGUAUCAAUUCAACCCUUCUUGAGCAAUUGAAGCCAAGCAUAGUAAUUGUUGAAGAAGCUGCAGAACUAUUAGAGGCACAGCUCAUUGCCGCACUUGGUAGCUGGACAGAGCAACUCAUUUUGAUUGGCGAUCAUAAGCAACUUCGACCGUCUGUUGAGACAUAUUCUUUGGAAAAAGACUAUAACAUGGGAAUCUCUUUAAUGGAAAGACUGAUAAUGAAUGAAUUCAGUUAUGCAACACUCUUAAAGCAGAAUCGGAUGCGACCAGAAUUUGCCGAAAUGCUCAAGGAUAUCUACCCUAACCUUGAAAGCAAUAUAGAUAGAGUUGGAAAGAACGAGCCAACGAAAUGUCUUGCAAGCUCCAUGUUUUUUUGGCACCACACGGACAAAGAAACUGACGCAAGAAGCUACUUCAAUGAAAAAGAGGCUGACAGAGCAGUCAAACUUGCGAUGUUUCUAGUACAGCAAGGUGUUUUACCGUCACGAAUCACAAUAUUGUCGGCAUAUCAAGGGCAAACCAGUGUGAUACGAAAGAAGUUGCAAGAACUACGCUCUAAACUGGACCUAGACAGAAAUAAAGCCAUUAUUGCCCAUACUAUUGAUAACUAUCAAGGAGAUGAAAAUGACUUUGUCAUUGUCUCGCUCGUUCGCUCAAAUGAUAAAGCGAGGAUUGGUUUCCUAGGAUUAAUCAACAGGAGAUGCGUUGCCCAAUCAAGAUCUCGCUGUGGUUUGUACUUCAUUGGCAAUUACAAAAUGUUUGUGAAGUCAUCCAGCUGGUCCUUUUUAUUGAAAAAAAUGCAAGAAAACGAACAAAUUGGUUUAGCAGUGACUUUGGUGUGUCCCAAACACUCUCUAUCAACAAAGAAAGCAUUCACUGCAGAUGAUAUAGAUCUUGGCACAUUCUGCUCCUAUCCAUGCCACUCACCACUUGCCUGUGGACAUCUGUGCACCAAAUGUUGUCAGCCUCCUCACCAGCAUGAUACUUGCUUAAAAAACUGUCCACUAACCUGUGAGCGCUGUAAUAAAAUUUGCAAGCAGCACUGUCGACCGCUACAUCACCAUGUCAGUUGUGACAGUUUGAUUUUGAAGACUCUGCUUUGUGGACAUGAGGCGACCAUGGCUUGCUCCGAUGAUGCGUCGAUUGCUUCUUGCACAAUAGAAGUGAAAUUCAUCAUGCGCCCUUGCAACCACAGUCAAGUGAGGAAGUGUUUUGAGAAGGAGGAGAAUAUUAAAUGUAGCUUUGCUUGCCCAAAACAAAGGGAAUGUGGUCAUCAAUGUAAGAAAAAGUGUGGUGAGGAUUGCAGUCAAGGCGAAUGCUUUCAAUGCAAACAGAUACAGCUGACUAAAGCAAAGGUGGAAGAGGAGCGUCAACAGGCUGUUAGAAAGGAAUUGAUUGACGAGGAGAAGAAAAUAAUAGAUGACCUUUUGAAAAAUUGGCAAAAGGAGCCUAAUCGGACGGAAAUAGUACCGUCAGGCGAGACUGCUGCUGAAUACUUUAUGGUAGAAGACAAAGUAAAAAAGUACAUUCAGCCAGGUCAUUCUUGGUUUCCAGUCGUAAAGAAAAUAGAGAAAGUCAGCAAUUACGAGCUCGAGAAACGAUGGCGCAAAGCAAAGUGUGACAUGCAUGACUUCGAGUUUAAAACAGACCUAAAAUUCCACGGUACAGAUGAAAAAGCAAUAGAGGGAAUAAUAAAUCAAGGCUUUCGUCUGCCUCAAAAAUGUGGAAUGUAUGGUAAAGGUAUUUACUUUGCAACAGAUUCCUCAAAGAGUGCGCAAAAGGUCUACACGAAGGGAUCAAACAUGCUUCUGCUAUGUGAUGUUUUGAUCGGAAGAACACUAACUGUUGAGACGGCAAGCAGAGGCAUGACGCUAAAACAGCUGAAUCAACAGAAGUUCGACUCAUUAUUUGCCAAGCGGGAUACCAGAAAACAGGGGGGCGUUCUUUACGACGAAUUUGUAGUUUACAAAGCGGAGCAGGCUUUGCCAAAGUACGUUAUACAUUACGAACAGGAGUCUUUGAUGAAGCAGAUCAGUCUUCCUACAGCAGCAAGUGGUCAGACAUUGAUGAAACACCGUUUGAAUAUUUCGCGAUCUGUUGACACAACUGACCCGCUUGAAAUUCAUUAUCGCAUUGCAGAGUCGCAGUUCUUCAGAUUACUGCAAAGAUCAGGAUUGAGAAGAAGAAUCUCUUCCAUAGACUUCUUCACAAAUCCAAAACUCGAUGACAAGUUUAAAGCCAAACAAAAAGCGCUCAAGAGUAAAAAUGAUCCGAGUGAUUACAUCUUUGCAUUUCAUGGCACCAAAGAAGAAAAUGUUGAAAAGAUUAUGAAAGACAACUUUCGAAUGGACUUAAUUGCAAAGAAUACGGGAAACCCUGGGCAGUAUGGUAUCGGUAUAUACUUUUCAGAAGAACCAGAUGUAUGUUUUCAUUAUGAUGAAGCGCUGCUACUGUGCAAAGUUCUUCCUGGAAAGUGUUAUGAUGUAGCCACAGAAGAUGUAAAAGGAAAACCGUUGAAGAAGGACUUUGAUUCGCAUGGAGCCCUUAAAUGCCAGGACGGCUAUUAUAAGAUCGUGGUAGUUGCUAAUGAAGACCAAAUUUUGCCUUGCUAUUACAUAAACAGUACAAAGGAAAAAUGAGAAAUCUGAUUCAACACAACUAGAGAAACUAGAAACACUGUUAUUCAAACCAAUGAUAUAAAUUGAACCUUGUCUUCAGUUUUUGACUUAAAAUAUGCAGAGAGUAAUAAGUUUCAGCUUUGUCUAGAAUAGCUAUUUUUAGCUUUAUCUGAAAACUUACAUAUUUCUUAAUUUUUGUGGAAUUGUACUUCUGAGCUUUGUAGAAUUGUACAUCUUUAAUUUGGUCAGCUUUGAUACUUUUCAAAGUUGGAGUUAAAUUCAUCCAACAAUUUCUUCGUAGGUUGUUCGACUUAAAAGCAGGGCGAAACAGCUCUUUAUCAAUUUCAUCGUUGUUUAAGUUAAAGUUUGGUUAAAGUACGAUUUUUUAGAUAUUAAUGUUAACAUUUUAGUGAAAGGCUUUUGAAUUGUUGCUGUGAUAAUUGUUUGGAUUAUAGUUGCGUGUUUAUUGUUAUUUUUUGGUAGGUUAUGCUUAACAGCUCACAAGAUGCAGUUGUUACUGUAAUUCAAUAUUAGAUGAUGGAUUGCAAACAAUUGUAACUGACUAUCCAAAAUCCACCCAUAUCAUUCUAAAAUUCACUCCUAAGAUUUAUCCAAUGACGCAUAUUAAAACGUUGUUUGAUAAAAAAUCAGAAGCUAAAACAAUUGCAGCUGAUGAUAGAAUUAUCCCCAAAUAUGGACGUUAAAGGAAAUAGAAAGGCUGUCUCUCAGCUUUUGAUGCAAGUGCCCACCAUCAUUAUUUGUUUUUUAUUUUUUUAGAUCAUAACGACCUCAUAUAUCAGGCUUCUUUAGAUAGGUUCUACAUAAUGUUAACCUGUUCAGAA
Molecule: messenger RNA, 8627 nt
Organism: Rhopilema esculentum
Lineage: Eukaryota; Metazoa; Cnidaria; Scyphozoa; Rhizostomeae; Rhizostomatidae
Product: NFX1-type zinc finger-containing protein 1
Biological process (GO): regulatory ncRNA-mediated heterochromatin formation
Cellular component (GO): nuclear RNA-directed RNA polymerase complex
Molecular function (GO): NAD+ poly-ADP-ribosyltransferase activity; helicase activity
Source: RefSeq, a predicted model, not a curated record